Messenger RNA from Erigeron canadensis, 1116 nucleotides. RefSeq names its product F-box protein At4g00893-like. The transcript has a single exon. The record is from RefSeq and is a predicted model, not a curated record. Bases 1 to 1116 code for a protein of 371 amino acids. Lineage: Eukaryota; Viridiplantae; Streptophyta; Magnoliopsida; Asterales; Asteraceae.
AUGAUAAGGUCAGUUACGGAGGAUGAGGUUGAAUCUAAUGAAUCACACUUGCUCAACAUUCCUUUUGAUUUGUUGGGGAUGCUUAUGAAGCAUUGUGUUGGAGUGGAAUACUUGAGGUUCCGUGCUACAUGCAAGCUAUGCCAUUCAGCAGCACCUUUGACACGUGGGAGGAAGAAAUCUGGAUUAACGAGAUUGCAGAAUAAUUAUUCAUUAGUUUCACCAUGGUUAAUGGAGGUAGACGAAGAAGAGGCGUUGUUCAUUUUUACAGAUCCAUUGCUGGGCGACAAGUACUUUAUGUAUUGCUUACCGGAAGUUAUAUUCCAAAGGAGGAUAUAUUGUUCCAGGUUUGGUUGGUUGUUGUUUGAAUAUUAUUCAGACGAUAAUACGCUGGUGUUCUAUAAUCCUUUCACAAAUGAUAUCCACGAGCUUCCACCUAUUCGCCCUGAUUUUUGGCUUGUUGACAGCUUCUCCUUCUCUGCACCACCUACCUCCCCCGAUUGUAUGGUGGUUGGUUUUUUAAGAAACCAUCAUGAUUGGUGUGUACACGUCCAUUUUGUUUCUGGGGAAUUUUUGUGGCAUAGGCUUAACCUGAGCCUCGGUGGUGAUGACAUACAUUGCUACCGUUUUCCAACAUUUUUUGGCAGAGAUCUUUAUGCCUUGCUCGAGGAUAAGCUUCAUGUUUUCAAAGAUUUGGGCGUAGACAAUUAUUCUUGGGAGCAAGAUGUAGCCAAAGCCCCAACAAGUUGUUCCACGUCAUGGACCAAACAUUUCCUCACGAGACAUGAUCAACAUCUUUUACUAGUUAUGGUGUCUGAAGAAUCUGCUAAGGUAUUUAAGCUCGAUGUAAGUACGAAAACGUGGGGGGAAAUGGAUGGUUUAGGGCGGCUCAUGAUUUAUAUUUGUGACGACACAUGCCUGUGUACCGAAGCCGAAACACCAGAAAUGGGAAACAAGAUCUACUUUCCAGAACUACAUUCCAAGAAUGGGAGGAUAGUGUUUUAUUCGCUCGAAACAUGCACAUAUGGCACCUUUAAUCGCAAAACUGUUGAAGAAACUCGAACAAUGGUGCGUUACCUCGACAGAGCUCAUACUUGGAUUGAACCAAGUUGGUCCUAA